Molecule: messenger RNA, 1503 nt
Organism: Adineta steineri
Lineage: Eukaryota; Metazoa; Rotifera; Eurotatoria; Adinetida; Adinetidae
Source: the annotation of a GenBank genome assembly
AUGCAUUAUCAAAGUAUUCAGACAGCUAAAGACUUUUGGCUAAAAUGGCGUUCAUCACGUUCACUUAUUUUAUUCAUUGUAUUUAUCGCUUUAUUUCUGGAUAAUAUGCUUUUAACAACAGUUGUUCCUAUUGUUCCUGAUUAUCUUUAUCGACUUCAUCAAUCAACAGUAAGACUACAAGAUGAUACAUAUAAGUUUUUAGCAAAAAAUUGUACAAAUAAUGAAUUAGUGAAACGUCGAGAUUAUUUUGCGCGACAUCCUGUUCAAUUUCGUGUUAUACUUCGAACAUAUUGUAAUUGGACUGUUGAUUGGGCAAUAAAUAAGACUGAAAGUGAAAAUAGACAACGAACAGUAAUUUUAGAAAAAGAAAAUGAAUGGGUUGGUAUAAUGUUUGCAUCAAAAGCUUUUGUACAAUUAUUAACAAAUCCAUUUGUUGGUCCAUUAACAAACCGUAUUGGUUAUAGUGCACCAAUGUUUACUGGAUUUGUUAUUAUGAUUAUAUCCACUCUUAUAUUUGCUUCGAGUGGAAGUUAUGCUCUUUUAUUCAUAGCUCGAGCUAUACAAGGGGUUGGUUCAGCAUGUUCAAGUGUUUCAGGUCUCGGAAUGUUAGCCGAUCGAUAUCCAGAAGAUGUCGAACGAGGAAAAGCAAUGGGUACUGCCUUAGGUGGAUUAGCGCUUGGUGUACUCAUCGGACCACCUUUUGGAGGAUUUAUGUAUGAAUAUAUCGGUAAAGCAUCACCAUUUAUAGUUUUAGCUGCACUAGGUUUAUUUGAUGGACUUUUGCAAAUGACGGUAUUAAAACCGGGUGUGGUUAGCGAACCGAUUGAGGGUCCUUCGUUGAAAACACUUAUUAAAGAUCCUUAUAUUCUUCUUGUCGCCGGUGCAAUUUCAUUUGGUAACAUUGGUAUUGCAAUGAUGGAACCAUCGUUACCAAUAUGGAUGAUGUCAACAAUGAGAGCAUCAGAAUUUCAACAAGGGGCUGCUUUUCUACCGGCAUCAGUUUCAUAUUUAAUCGGUACAAAUCUUUUCGGACCAAUGGCUCAUAAAAUCGGCCGAUGGUUGUGUUGUAUGAUCGGUUUAUUUCUUAUUUCAUUUGCUUUAAUUGGUGUACCAUUCGCAACAAGUAUCUAUGGAUUAAUUAUACCUAAUGCACUUCUUGGUUUUGCUAUUGGUAUGGUUGAUUCAUCAAUGAUGCCUACAAUGGGUUAUCUUGUUGAUAUACGUCAUGCAUCUGUAUAUGGAAGUGUUUAUGCUAUUGCUGAUGUUGCAUUUUGUUUAGGUUAUGCCGUUGGUCCGGCUUUAAGUGGAUUUAUUGUCCAUGCAUUUGGGUUUCCUGCUAUGCUUUAUAUGAUUUCAUUUCUUUGUAUGUGCUAUGCACCAUUAUUGGUUUUAUUACGAAAUCCACCAGCUAGAGAUGAAAGAAAGUCAUUAAUAGCAAACGAAAAUCAGAGUACAUUUACGUAUACACGUAGUAAAUCACUCGAUAAUGAAAAUGGUUUUUAA